Molecule: messenger RNA, 966 nt
Organism: Tachyglossus aculeatus (Australian echidna)
Lineage: Eukaryota; Metazoa; Chordata; Mammalia; Monotremata; Tachyglossidae
Product: olfactory receptor 14A16-like
Exons: 1
Coding region: 1-966 (321 amino acids)
Biological process (GO): G protein-coupled receptor signaling pathway
Cellular component (GO): membrane
Molecular function (GO): odorant binding; olfactory receptor activity; G protein-coupled receptor activity
Source: RefSeq, a predicted model, not a curated record
AUGCCCAACGACUCAAUAGUGAGGGAAUUCCUCCUGCUGGGAUUCUCGGAGGUCCGAGAGAUGCAGCUGGUCCAUGCCGCGCUGUUCCUCCUGGUCUACCUGGCUGCCCUGACGGGUAAUCUCCUCAUUGUCGCCAUCAUCGCCCUCGACCGGCGCCUCCACACCCCCAUGUACGUCUUCCUCUGGCACCUGUCCGUCCUCGACCUCUGCCUCAUCUCUGUCACUCUCCCAAAUUCUGUCGCCAUCUCCCUGACGGAUCGUAGAUCCAUCUCCCUCCUGGGGUGUGCCGCCCAGGUAUUCCUGGUGGUCGUUUUGGUCACUUCAGAGCUGGGUGUCCUCACGGCGAUGUCCUACGACCGCUACGCUGCCAUCUGCCGCCCCCUGCACUAUGAGCUCAUCAUGACCAACACGGCCUGUGGAAAGAUGGCGGCCUCCUCCUGGUUCAGCGGGGCCCUGUUUGGGGUAUUGUAUACGGCUUCGACUUUCUCCCUGAGUUUCUGUGGGCCCAAUAUCGUCGAGCAAUUCUUCUGUGACGUCCCCUCCCUGCUGAAGAUCUCCUGCUCCGAGGACCUCGUCGCCAUCAAUGUGAGCAUCACCGGUGGGGUAGCUUUAGGUGUUGUCUGCUUCGUCUUGAUCGUCAUCUCCUAUGUGCGCAUCUUCCGGGCCGUGCUGAGGAUGCCAGCCGCUGAGGGUCGGGCCAAAGCUUUCUCCACUUGCUUGCCCCACCUCGGUGUCGUCACCAUCUUCCUCUCUACGGCCUUCAUCUCCUACCUCAAGCCCGUGUCUGACUCCUCCUCAGUUCUGGACCUGCUGGUGUCUGUGCUCUACACUGUGGUGCCCCCCACCCUGAACCCUCUCAUCUACAGCCUGAGGAACCGGGACAUGAAGGCUGCCCUGGGCAGAAUCCUAAAGGGGCGAUUCCUCCUCCCUCCUCUAAGGGACAAAAUAUCUGUUUCCUGUUGCUGA